This is a messenger RNA of Funneliformis geosporum, 212 nucleotides long. The record is from the annotation of a GenBank genome assembly. Lineage: Eukaryota; Fungi; Glomeromycota; Glomeromycetes; Glomerales; Glomeraceae.
UGUUGUUCAAGUUCACAUUACACCAAAAUCUGCUAAAACAGUGUCUCAUCAACUUAGAUACACCUUACAUGAAAUCACUAGAGUUUCACAAUCUCAUUCUAUCCAUAUCAUACCUAAUACUCCUCCUUUUCCUCAAGAUCUUAUAGAACAAAUCUUCCCUAAUUCCUCAUAUCACGAUCAACUGCGAUCAAUUAAUUCAGAAGUUUCUUCCU